CCAGGUGAAUUCCCUGGAAUUCGCCCUUUUCCCCUCGCCCUUUUCCCCUCCCCCCGCGCUCCUCGGGCACUUUCGCUUUCGCGUCUCUCCAGCUGCGCCACAGCCGCGAUCGGGGACGGCUGCGAUGGCUCCAGCGCUGGGGCUGGGGGUGCUCUGGGGGCUCCUGGGGCUUCUGGGGAACCCGGGGAGCGCGACCAAAGUUCUCCACUCACUGCAUUACCUGAAAGUGGCGGUGUCAGAGCCCAGCCUGGGGGCCCCCCAGUUCAUGGCCAUUGGGUUUGUGGAUGGGAUCCCCUUCGUGCGCUAUGACAACGAGCGGGGCCGGGUGGAGCCACUGACGCAGUGGAUAAAGGAUGGAGUCGAUCCAGAAUAUUGGGAUAGGGAGACCCAGAAGCUUGUGGGACACCAGCACACAUUUGUCAAGGACCUGGAGACACUGCGGGAGCGGUACAACCAGAGCGGGGGUCUCCACACGAGAUUGCGAGUUUCUGGCUGUGAGCUCCUGUCCGAUGGGAGCGUCCGUGGAUCCCACCUGGAUGGCUACGAUGGGCGAGAUUUCAUCUCCUUUGACCUGGAAUCUGGGAGAUUAGUGGCGGCUGACAGCGGUGCUGAGAUCACCAGGAGAUUCUGGGAACAGGAUGGGACCGUGGCUGAGUAUUGGACGAAUUACCUGAAGCACAUCUGCCCAGAAUGGCUCCAGAAAUACAUCAGAUAUGGGCAGAAGGAGCUGGAGCGCAAAGAGCCCCCUGAUGUCCACGUGUCUGGAAGAGAGGAACACAGGACGCUGAUCCUGUCCUGCCACGCGUACGGAUUCUACCCCAACAGCAUCGCAGUCAGCUGGAUGAAGGGGGGUGAAACCUUGGAUCAGGAGACGGAGUGGGGUGGGAUCGUUCCCAACAGCGACGGCACCUUCCACACCUGGGCCAGGAUCGAGGUGCUGCCGGAGGAGCGGGAGCAGUACCGGUGCAGGGUGGAGCAUCCCGGAAUGCCAGAGCCCGGGAUCUUUGCUUGGGAGCCGACAUCUGGCAGGAAUCUCACUGUGGUGGUCGCUGUGUCUGUCAUCGCUGCCAUCCUCAUCCUCAUCGUCCUCAUCGGAUUCAGCGUCUGGAAGCUCCAAUCCGGGAGGAGAGACAGGAAUGGAUACAACCCGGCAGCUGGAAAAGACAUGGGAAUGAACGGCUCCACUGCAGGAAUCACUGCCUGAGUGAUCCAUGGAGUUGCAUCUGGCCCCUUCCCUCUUCCCUGGAAAGCUGAGAGCUGCCAGCAGAGCUCAUCCCGCUGCUCCCACCCACCCCACAGCUCUUGCUAACAGAUCCAUUUCCCAUUUUCCAAUGUUUUAAAGGCAAGAACCACAAAUAUUCACAAUGCUUCGCUUCUGGUGUGAAACUAUCCUGCUUUGGGCAAUAAAUCUGGGUUCCCUCCUCCAGUGUCUGGCAGUUCAUCUCUGUGAGCCAGGAAUGGGAAUGGGGUCACUGGAGCAGGGAUGGGGACACCAGGAGCAGGAUGGGAACACCAGGGGCAGGAUGGGGGCUUGUCAGCCACACCUGGCUGUUGGGAUUUUAGCUGACUAGAGAUUGGAAAAGUACAAGGCCGUGGCUAAUUCCAAGUCCUGCACCUGUGUUCUGGGGUGAUGUUAUGAUGAUAGUGAUAGAUGGAGCUUUAAGUGACUAAAGUGAAAAGGGGGAAUCCUACAGCUCUGUAAUAUAGGACCUGGAUUCAGUGGUCCAGUGUGGGGAUGUGAUGAAGUCAUGAUGGGUAUUGCUUGUAAAUUUUGGGGGAACGGAUGGAAAUUUUGUAUGAAUAAUGCAUGAUGUGUUGUAGUAUGUUGAUGAUAUGGGGAUAAGGGGUGGAAUGUCCUGGGGUGACGUUAUGAUGCUUGUAUCCCCAUUCAUAUGUUCUGUGCCUUUAAGACUGGCUCUGAAGAGUGGAAGUUUUGUUUGGGUUUCUCUUAUCAGGGACACAGAGACGGGCAGUAUAUAGGGCUGUUUUUACUUCUUGCUUUCAGCUUGCUGCUUUGCUGGCUCUCUUUUCUGCUCUCCUUUGGCCUCUGCUUAUUAGCUAGUUCUAGCUAAACAGUCCAAAUUCCUUCCUGGACUGUUUCUCCUCUCCUGUUUCUGUGACCAUCUCAAACCUGCUCCGGACUGGGACCUGGGAACACCGAGAGUUUGCACCUUGUGGCUGCAGCAGCUGCCCCAAGAGUCGGAGGGACUGAGAACAGAGCAAAAAUCCCCAAGAGAGACUUUCUGAAUUUGUCACCUUUUUCACAGCGGUGUCAUCGGGUAUUGUUCAUUUUGUAUGCUGGGGGGUGCUGUGUCUGUCAAAUAAACAGGUU
Molecule: messenger RNA, 2332 nt
Organism: Melospiza georgiana
Lineage: Eukaryota; Metazoa; Chordata; Aves; Passeriformes; Passerellidae
Product: class I histocompatibility antigen, F10 alpha chain-like
Exons: 8
Coding region: 125-1204 (359 amino acids)
Biological process (GO): immune response
Cellular component (GO): external side of plasma membrane
Source: RefSeq, a predicted model, not a curated record